Messenger RNA from Drosophila guanche, 771 nucleotides. RefSeq lists its product as uncharacterized. NCBI's taxonomy places the organism in Eukaryota, Metazoa, Arthropoda, Insecta, Diptera, Drosophilidae. Bases 50 to 625 code for a protein of 191 amino acids. The transcript is spliced from 4 exons. The record is from RefSeq and is a predicted model, not a curated record.
UUUAACCUGAUAACAUCUUGCGAAAACCAGUCCGAAAACCCUAGUGAAUAUGUUAACCAAAGUACUUGGUAUGCGGUUGAACACCUACGGUGUGGUUGUGGGAUGGCUGGGAGCGAUUUGGUCGUUCUUGACAGUGAUCUUGCUAUCCACAGCCCUCGGAUUUUCUGAUGAAAUCUCAGAGGAGAUAGCUAAGUCGUCCAACGAUCCAAAUAUGACUGUCAGCAAAGUUCGUACUAUGCUGGUAAUAACGUGCAGCAUCUUGUUGGCUCUGAAAGUGAUCAAUCUGCUGUCCUCGGCCCUGCUGGUGAUGGGCACUGUUAAGGAGCGUCACCUUCUCCUUCUGCCCUGGCUGAUCAACUCCGGAAUAACGCUUGUCUUCACCAUCACUCUGACUGUGCUCUCUUGGGUUUCAAUCAUAGUUAAUGAAAAUAUUCUCCAGGCUCUUCCAGCGGUCCUCUUCACUGGCGUUCUUCUCGUGCUUUGGUGGUACCUCUACUACGGCGUCUACUCUCUGUUCAAGCACAUCCAGCGCUCCAGCGAUCAGCAGCGCCCGCUGAUCCAGGGAGCACCCCAAAGGUCAGGCGACCACUCGGCCACCACCUAUCCGAACUACACCAAGAUCUAAAUGGAAAUGGAAAACCAAAAUAUUGUAUUUUCGAGGCCAUGCUCAAGUGCAAGUCACCCGAACAAAGAGUUUUCCCUUUCCUACUAAAUUUACACACACAUAUACACUAUGCAUAUAUAAAUUCGCAAUACUUACCCACACACACA